UACCACGUAUUUUAUGUAAAGGCGUAAAUUGUAUCCUACUUUUCAUUUCUCCGUUUUAUUUCAGGUUUGUAGGACGUCAGGUGACUGCUGCUAGAUAAACUGAAGUUAUGGCCUCCUGUUAUGUAGAUCCUCACAAUUCAACAAUCCUGAAAACCCUAAAGAUCGGGGAUUUGGUGGAGUUUCCAAGAAUGCUGUAUUCACACUGGGGUGUUUAUAUAGGUAACCAACAAAUAGUACAUUUGACUGGCAUUGACAAUGCAGGUAGUAAGGACGCCUUCACUUCGGGUAGCCUGUUUUCAGUUUGUGGGGAGAACUUCGCAAAAGCCUGUGUGAAGAUUGAUGAUUUCUUCAAAGUUGCUCAGGGAUGCAAAGCAAAACGAAAUAAUGACAAGGAUGCUAAAUGCAAACCGCUAAAUCCACAGGAGAUCGUAAGGAGAGCAAAGGCAAUGGUUGGAGUGAUCGGCUACAAUUUGAUCUGGAAUAAUUGUGAACAUUUAGCUGCCUAUCUUAGAUAUGAUGUCAAGUGGUCGGAACAGGUCGAUAAAGCAGCAGAAGCAGCCGUGUGGACUGGUGCUUUAGCAGCCGUCAGUUUGUUGGCUUACAAUUUAUUUGGAGGUUCAAAUGACAAGAAGUAAUCAGCGAAACAAAGUCCCAGCGAUCGUGGAUUAUUAUUGUUUUUUCGCAAAGAAGAAAAGAAACAGUGAUAUCAAAACUAAACUAUGUGUGGUCACAUCCAAAAUGAUGUUUUGAUCAAUUCCUCAAGCAGAGUUGAUCAUAAUAGACUUCUGUGUUUGAUAAUUUGUCAAUCAAUCUAAAAUAUUAUAUUUCUACUAAAGAAAAUAUUCUACCUGAUUUUAAAAUGUACAUCAUAUUUUUUUCCAAAUAGAUAAUUGAUUAAAAGUACCAAAUAUAGAAAUAAUAUCAGUAGUUAUGAAAGAUAUGUCCUGUGAUUAUCUCUAGCAUAGUAUAAUGAUUACAUAUUAUCUUGGCAGUUCAUCCUAAAACAGCAGACGAAUGACUUAUACACACUUGGGUAAACACGUUAUUAUCAAACGACUACUUUUUUGUAAUUCAGUCUAGAAUGAUUUUUAAUAAACUUCAAACAUCUUCAUUAAA
Molecule: messenger RNA, 1116 nt
Organism: Mizuhopecten yessoensis (Yesso scallop)
Lineage: Eukaryota; Metazoa; Mollusca; Bivalvia; Pectinida; Pectinidae
Product: HRAS-like suppressor 2
Exons: 5
Coding region: 108-635 (175 amino acids)
Biological process (GO): N-acylphosphatidylethanolamine metabolic process
Cellular component (GO): cytoplasm
Molecular function (GO): A2-type glycerophospholipase activity; glycerophospholipid phospholipase A1 activity
Source: RefSeq, a predicted model, not a curated record